Lachancea fermentati is the source of this 591-nucleotide messenger RNA. The record is from the annotation of a GenBank genome assembly. NCBI's taxonomy places the organism in Eukaryota, Fungi, Ascomycota, Saccharomycetes, Saccharomycetales, Saccharomycetaceae.
AUGCCUCUCAAGACCGUCAUUUACUGUGGAGUGUGCUCUUUCCCACCGGAAUAUUGUGAAUUUACUGGUAAGAUCAAGCGCUGUAGAGCUUGGCUGCAUGAGACGCACCCUGAAUUAUUCCAAAAAUUGUACGGAGAUCUUGACGUUGAAGAGGCAGCUGCAAAACUAGCUGGGUCGUCAAUUGGCGAGGAAAGAGAGGAGAAGCUGGAAAAAGAUUUACGUAAAUUGCAAGCGAAGCAGGAGAGUAGAGAACAGAGAGAAUUGGCAAAGAAGCUGUCGUCUAAGGUCGUAAUCAAGCGUGAAGCAAGAACCAAGAGGAAGUGUAUGAUUGCAAUUUCCGGUCUUGAGGUUUUUGAAAUAGAUAUGAAAAAACUAGCCAAGACAUUCGCCUCCAAGUUUGCCACUGGUUGCUCUGUAUCCAAAAACGCAGAGAAGAAGGAAGAAAUUGUGGUGCAAGGUGAUGUCGCUGAGGAGGUUGAGGCCUAUAUCCACUCGCUGCUCGAGGAUAAGGGACUAAAGGACGUGAAGGUUGAGGUAGUUGACGCCAAAAAGAAAAAGAAGCCAACUACAACCCCAGCUCCAGCCGCAUAA